Messenger RNA from Leptosomus discolor (cuckoo roller), 1413 nucleotides. Lineage: Eukaryota; Metazoa; Chordata; Aves; Leptosomiformes; Leptosomidae. The record is from RefSeq and is a predicted model, not a curated record.
AUGUGGGGAACAGGUCUGAGGCAGGCACACUCAAGCCUUGCUCCAGAGCUGAGGCUGGUGGGAGAUGUGCCUCUGCGGGAGCUUGGUGAGGAUGACAGCACGUCUAGCGCCUGCUUGGAGCAGGGCCAUGAACCUGGGCUUGUGCAGCUGGUGAAUUACUACAGGGGAGCAGACAAGCUGUGCCGCAAAGCAUCUCUGGUGAAGCUAAUCAAGACAAGCCCUGAACUAUCGGAGUCCUGCACGUGGUUCCCUGAGUCAUAUGUGAUUUACCCAACAAACUUGAAGACCCCCGUGGCUCCAGCACAGAAUGGAAUUCGCCAUCUCAUAAACAACACGCGGACAGAUGAGCGGGAAGUCUUCUUGGCAGCUUACAACAAGCGUCGGGAAGGCAAAGAAGGCAACGUGUGGAUCGCCAAGUCCUCAGCUGGUGCCAAAGGGGAAGGGAUCCUGAUUUCUUCAGAGGCUGCAGAGCUCCUGGACUUCAUCGACGAGCAGGGACAAGUUCACGUGAUUCAGAAAUACCUGGAGAAGCCUCUGCUUUUAGAGCCAGGGCAUCGCAAGUUUGACAUCAGGAGCUGGGUUCUCGUGGAUCAUCAGUAUAAUAUCUACCUCUACAGAGAGGGUGUCCUGCGGACCUCUUCCGAACCGUAUAACAGUGCUAAUUUCCAGGACAAAACCUGCCACUUGACCAAUCACUGCAUUCAGAAGGAAUAUUCCAAAAACUACGGGCGGUAUGAGGAAGGGAAUGAAAUGUUCUUCGAGGAGUUCAACCAGUAUCUGAUGGAUGCCCUGAACACAACGCUUGAGAAUAGCAUCUUACUGCAAAUCAAACACAUAAUAAGAAGCUGCCUUAUGUGUAUAGAGCCUGCAAUCAGCACGAAGCAUCUUCACUACCAGAGCUUCCAGCUCUUUGGCUUUGACUUCAUGGUGGAUGAGGAGCUGAAGGUCUGGCUGAUAGAAGUCAAUGGGGCCCCGGCGUGUGCCCAGAAGCUGUAUGCAGAGCUCUGCCAAGGAAUUGUGGAUGUAGCCAUCUCUAGCGUUUUCCCCCUCAACGACACUGGGCAGAAGACGAGCCAGUCAUCAUCGAUCUUUAUCAAGCUGUGAUGACGACAGGAAUGCUUCUACUGUGCACAGGGAGAGACUGCACCCAUCGGGUCAGCACAGUUUGGUGGCUUAUCUCAGUAUCAUGCCAAAAAGUGAUAGAGACAGGCUUCUUAUUUCCUGGAAAAUCAUGAGGAAAAACAACAAAACAGGCAUCCACACAGAGCUGCAAUGAGCCAGAGCUGCUCAGACAACUCCGCCUGUGUUCACCAAAAUCCACUUUAGAAACAGCCGUGUGACUUUGAUAUCUAAAACAAAUCUCUCUGGGAGAACAACAAAAUAACCUUAAAAUGAAACCCGAACAGGGAUACU